GGGCUGGGACUGUGCUCUCUUCCUCUGCAGAAACAGCUCCCUGCCAACACAACGCGCUCAGAAUGGCUUUGAAGAGGAGGAGCAGCAGCGCUUGAACAUCUCUCUUUUUUUUUUUUUUUUCCUUCCUCCUUUUCUUACUCUUGUAGUUGGUGGAUUUUAAAAAGACAUUUAGCCCUCAGAGGUUUGUCCUGGAUGCUUUUGCUUUUUUUCCUUUUCCCCCCCGCCUCUCUCUUGUUUCCCCCCUUCCUGUUCUUUUUUAUGGUUUAACAGCCAGAGGUGCUGUGCUAAAUUCUUGGAAGGGGCCCGGAUGUACUGAGGAUGCAUUGCAAUUUCACUAAAGGAGGCAGUAGUGGAAAGGAUCAGUUUUUGGUGUUUGAUGCAAUAAUGGGAAUCAGGUAAUAAUAAAAGGGGAAAUUCUGCAGCUCCAUUCUUCCUUGAAUUUUACCAAGCCGAUUUUCGGAGGGAUUAAUCUGGACUCGUUUUAAAUGGUCAAUGAAAACAAGAGGAUGUACAUUCCAGAAGAAAACCAUCAAGGUUCCAACUAUGGGAGUCCCCGCCCGGCUCAUGCCAACAUGAACGCCAAUGCAGCUGCAGGGCUUGCCCCAGAGCACAUCCCGACUCCGGGGGCAGCUCUGUCCUGGCAAGCUGCGAUCGAUGCCGCCAGGCAAGCCAAGCUGAUGGGGAGCGCUGGCAAUGCGACGAUAUCCACCGCCAGCUCCACGCAGAGGAAACGGCAGCAGUACGGGAAGCAGAAAAAACAGGGUACCACCACAGCCACGCGUCCUCCCCGCGCACUGCUGUGUUUGACACUCAAAAAUCCCAUCCGGAGGGCCUGUAUCAGCAUCGUCGAAUGGAAACCAUUUGAAAUAAUUAUUUUACUGACUAUUUUUGCCAAUUGUGUGGCCUUAGCUAUCUAUAUCCCCUUUCCAGAAGAUGAUUCCAAUGCCACCAAUUCCAAUCUGGAACGAGUGGAAUAUCUCUUUCUCAUAAUUUUUACAGUGGAAGCAUUUUUAAAAGUAAUAGCAUACGGACUUCUCUUUCACCCCAACGCUUACCUCCGCAAUGGCUGGAAUUUACUAGAUUUUAUAAUUGUGGUAGUAGGGCUUUUUAGUGCAAUUUUAGAACAAGCAACCAAAGCAGAUGGGGGGAAUUCAAUAGGAGGAAAAGGUGCCGGAUUCGAUGUUAAAGCACUGCGGGCUUUCCGAGUAUUACGUCCAUUACGGCUGGUGUCUGGAGUUCCUAGUCUCCAGGUGGUUUUAAAUUCCAUUAUCAAGGCCAUGGUCCCUUUGUUGCAUAUUGCCCUGCUAGUGCUGUUUGUCAUUAUUAUCUAUGCCAUCAUUGGACUGGAGUUAUUCAUGGGAAAGAUGCAUAAGACCUGCUACCACGUGCAAGGGGGACUAAUAGAUACGCCCGCAGAGGACGACCCGUCCCCCUGUGCCCCCCAGUCCGCGCACGGGCGGCAGUGUCAGAACGGCACGGAGUGCAAAGCAGGCUGGGAGGGACCGAAACAUGGCAUCACGAACUUUGACAACUUUGCUUUUGCCAUGCUGACAGUGUUUCAGUGCAUCACCAUGGAGGGCUGGACAGAUGUGCUCUACUGGAUGCAGGACGCUAUGGGCUAUGAGUUACCAUGGGUGUAUUUUGUCAGUCUGGUCAUCUUUGGAUCCUUUUUCGUUCUAAAUCUGGUUCUUGGUGUGUUGAGCGGGGAGUUUUCCAAAGAAAGAGAGAAGGCUAAGGCUCGAGGCGACUUCCAGAAGUUACGGGAAAAACAACAGCUAGAGGAGGAUUUGAAGGGAUACUUGGACUGGAUAACUCAAGCAGAAGAUAUUGAUCCAGAAAAUGAAGAUGAAGGCAUGGAUGAGGAGAAGCCUCGAAACAGAAGCACUCCAGCUGGUUUGCCUGAUGAGAAGAAAGGAAAGUUUGCUUGGUUUAGUCACUCUACAGAAACCCAUGUGAGCAUGCCCACCAGUGAGACCGAGUCCGUGAACACAGACAACGUCCCUGGAGCCGACAUGGAAGGCGAGAACUGCGGCGCGAGGCUGGCGCACCGGAUCUCCAAAUCAAAAUUUAGUCGCUACUGGCGCCGAUGGAAUCGAUUCUGCAGAAGGAAGUGCCGUGCUGCUGUCAAGUCCAAUGUUUUCUAUUGGUUGGUGAUCUUCCUUGUGUUCCUUAACACCCUCACCAUUGCCUCUGAACACUACAACCAGCCAGACUGGCUCACGGAGGUCCAAGACACUGCCAAUAAGGUGCUGCUAGCUCUUUUCACGGCAGAGAUGCUGCUGAAGAUGUACAGCCUUGGUCUCCAGGCCUAUUUUGUGUCCCUCUUCAACCGCUUUGACUGUUUCAUUGUGUGCGGAGGAAUCCUGGAAACGAUCCUGGUUGAGACAAAGAUCAUGUCACCGCUGGGCAUUUCAGUUUUGAGAUGUGUCCGACUCCUAAGAAUAUUUAAAAUCACAAGAUAUUGGAACUCCCUGAGUAACCUCGUGGCUUCCCUCCUGAACUCAGUUCGCUCCAUUGCCUCCUUGUUGCUGCUUCUCUUCCUCUUCAUUAUCAUCUUCUCACUCCUGGGGAUGCAGCUCUUUGGGGGCAAGUUUAACUUUGAUGAGAUGCAGACCAGGAGGAGUACAUUUGACAACUUCCCUCAGUCCCUCCUCACAGUGUUUCAGAUCCUGACUGGGGAGGACUGGAAUUCGGUGAUGUAUGAUGGGAUCAUGGCUUAUGGCGGCCCCUCUUUUCCAGGAAUGUUGGUCUGUAUUUACUUCAUCAUCCUCUUCAUCUGUGGAAACUAUAUCCUGCUGAAUGUAUUUUUGGCCAUUGCUGUGGACAACCUUGCUGAUGCUGAGAGUUUAACAUCUGCACAGAAAGAGGAGGAAGAAGAAAAAGAAAGGAAAAAGCUAGCAAGAACUGCUAGUCCUGAAAAGAAACAGGAGAUGGAAAAAACAGCUGUGGAGGAAGAGACAAAGGAGGAGAAAAUUGAGCUGAAAUCGAUCACUGCUGAUGGAGAAUCCCCACCUGCUACCAAGAUCAAUGUGGAUGACUAUCAGCCCAAUGAAAACGAAGAAAAGAGCCCAUAUCCUACAACAGAAGCACCAGCAGAGGAAGAUGAGGAAGAACCUGAGAUGCCUGUCGGCCCUCGGCCUCGCCCAAUGUCUGAGCUGCACCUCAAGGAAAAGGCUGUGCCCAUGCCUGAUGCCAGUGCUUUUUUCAUCUUCAGUCCUAACAACAGGUUUCGUGUCCACUGCCAUCGAAUCGUUAACGAUAACAUUUUCACCAACCUGAUCCUAUUUUUCAUCUUGCUCAGCAGCAUCUCCCUGGCAGCUGAGGACCCCGUCCGACACCUCUCCUUUAGGAACCAAAUCCUAGGCAAUGCAGACUAUGUCUUCACUAGUAUCUUUACAUUAGAAAUUAUUCUUAAGAUGACUGCGUACGGGGCUUUCCUCCAUAAGGGCUCCUUCUGCAGAAACUAUUUCAACAUCCUAGACCUGCUGGUGGUCAGUGUUUCCCUCAUCUCCUUUGGGAUCCAGUCCAGUGCCAUUAAUGUGGUGAAGAUCCUGCGUGUUCUGCGAGUCCUUAGGCCACUGAGGGCCAUCAACAGAGCCAAAGGACUUAAGCACGUGGUCCAGUGUGUGUUUGUCGCCAUCCGAACCAUCGGAAACAUCGUGAUUGUCACCACUUUGCUGCAGUUCAUGUUUGCCUGCAUUGGAGUUCAGUUGUUUAAGGGCAAGCUGUACAGCUGCACUGAUAGCUCCAAGCAGACAGAAGCAGAAUGCAGAGGGUACUACAUCACCUACAAGGAUGGGGAGGUCAGCCAGCCCAUGAUACAGCCCCGGAGCUGGGAGAACAGCAAAUUUGACUUCGACAACGUCUUGACUGCCAUGAUGGCCCUCUUCACUGUCUCAACCUUUGAGGGCUGGCCAGAGUUGCUGUAUAGGUCCAUUGAUUCCCACAUGGAAGAUGUGGGACCCAUCUAUAAUCACAGGGUUGAGAUCUCCAUCUUCUUUAUUAUCUACAUCAUCAUCAUUGCUUUCUUCAUGAUGAACAUCUUCGUUGGUUUCGUCAUCGUCACAUUUCAGGAACAAGGAGAACAAGAGUACAAGAACUGUGAGCUGGACAAAAACCAGCGCCAGUGUGUAGAAUAUGCCCUGAAAGCCCGGCCCCUGCGGAGAUACAUCCCUAAAAACCAGUACCAGUACAAAGUCUGGUAUGUGGUCAACUCCACCUAUUUUGAAUACCUGAUGUUCGUUCUGAUCCUGCUGAACACCAUCUGCCUGGCCAUGCAACACUAUGGUCAGAGCUGCAUGUUCAAGGAAGCCAUGAACAUCCUCAACAUGCUCUUCACUGGCCUCUUCACCGUUGAGAUGGUCCUGAAGUUAAUCGCCUUCAAACCCAAGCACUAUUUCUGUGAUGCAUGGAAUACAUUUGACGCCUUGAUUGUUGUGGGUAGCAUUGUUGAUAUAGCAAUCACCGAGGUGAACCCAGCUGAACAUACCCAAUGCUCUUCCUCUAUGAACGCAGAGGAAAACUCUCGCAUCUCAAUCACCUUCUUCCGACUCUUCCGCGUGAUGCGUCUCGUGAAGCUCCUGAGCCGAGGGGAGGGCAUCCGGACUCUGCUUUGGACCUUCAUCAAAUCCUUCCAGGCUCUCCCCUACGUGGCUCUUUUAAUAGUGAUGUUGUUCUUCAUCUACGCUGUGAUUGGGAUGCAGGUGUUUGGUAAAAUUGCGCUGAACGAUACCACAGAAAUCAACCGCAACAACAACUUCCAGACCUUCCCCCAGGCAGUGCUGCUGCUUUUCAGGUGUGCAACUGGUGAGGCCUGGCAGGAAAUCAUGCUGGCAUGUCUCCCGGACAAGAAGUGCGACCCGGAGUCGGAGCCGGCCAACUCCACCGAAGCCGAUCACUCCUGUGGCAGCAGCUUCGCCGUCUUCUAUUUCAUCAGCUUCUACAUGCUCUGUGCCUUCCUGAUCAUCAAUCUUUUUGUAGCUGUCAUAAUGGAUAACUUCGAUUACCUGACACGAGACUGGUCCAUUUUAGGACCACACCACCUGGAUGAGUUUAAAAGGAUCUGGGCAGAGUAUGACCCUGAAGCUAAGGGACGGAUCAAACACCUGGACGUGGUGACGCUGCUCCGGCGGAUUCAGCCCCCACUGGGCUUUGGGAAGCUCUGCCCUCACCGGGUCGCUUGCAAACGCCUUGUCUCCAUGAACAUGCCACUGAACAGUGAUGGGACUGUCAUGUUCAAUGCCACUCUCUUUGCUUUGGUCAGAACAGCACUGAGGAUCAAGACAGAAGGUAACCUGGAGCAAGCCAACGAAGAGCUGAGAGCAAUAAUUAAGAAAAUCUGGAAGCGCACCAGCAUGAAGCUGCUGGACCAGGUGGUGCCUCCCGCAGGUGACGACGAGGUGACUGUCGGGAAGUUCUACGCCACUUUCCUGAUUCAGGAGUAUUUCCGGAAGUUCAAGAAACGUAAAGAGCAGGGGCUGGUGGGAAAGCCCUCCCAGCGCAACGCACUCUCCUUACAGUUUGCUGUUUUGCAGGCUGGUCUGCGCACACUCCACGACAUCGGGCCAGAGAUCCGGCGAGCAAUUUCUGGAGACCUGACUGCUGAAGAAGAGUUAGAUAAGGCCAUGAAAGAAGCUGUCUCUGCUGCCUCUGAAGAUGAUAUCUUCCGGAGAGCUGGAGGCUUGUUUGGAAACCAUGUCAGCUAUUACCAAAGUGAUGGCAGGAGCGCAUUUCCCCAGACAUUUACCACUCAGCGACCUCUACACAUCAAUAAGUCUGGCAACAACCACGGAGAUACCGAGUCUCCAUCUCACGAGAAGCUGGUGGACUCCACCUUCACUCCCAGCAGCUACUCAUCUUCAGGCUCCAAUGCCAACAUCAACAAUGCGAACAACACUGCCCUGUGCCGCUUCCCCAGCCCACCCACCUACCCCAGCACUGUCAGCACAGUGGAAGGCCAUGGGACCCCCUUAUCACCCACGAUAUGUGUGCAGGAGGCUCCUUGGAAACUACCAUCCAAAAGGACACAUUACUACGAAACACUGGGACGCUCCAGUUCCAGAGACAGCCAGCUGGCAAUUGUUUGCCAAGAGGAAGUGUCUCAGGAUGAGACUUAUGAUGAAAAUUUGAAUGAAGACAUUGAGUACUGUAGUGAACCAAGUCUGCUCUCUACCGAAAUGCUUGACUACCAAGAUGAUGAAAACAGACAACUCACUCCACCAGAAAACAGCAAAGGAGAGGACACCCGGCACUCUCCGAAGAAAGGGUUUCUGUGCUCCUCAGCACUAGGUCGAAGGGCAUCUUUUCACUUAGAGUGUUUGAAAAGACAGAAGAACCAGGGCGUGGACGUCUCGCAGAAGACGGUUCUGCCUUUGCAUCUGGUACAUCAUCAGGCAUUAGCGGUGGCCGGCCUGAGUCCCCUGCUCCAGCGAAGCCAUUCCCCCACCACGUUCUCCCGUCUGUGUGCUACGCCCCCUGCCACCCCCUGCAACCGUGGCUGGCCGCAGCAGACCAUCCCGACCCUGCGCCUCGAUGGGGCGGAGUCCACUGAGAAGCUCAACAGCAGCUUCCCGUCGGUGCACUGCGGCUCCCGCUUCCCCGACAGCACCGGCUGCAGCAGCCCCAGGAGAGCCAGGCCGGUGUCCCUCACUGUCCCCAGCCCGACCGCCGGGAGCAGCAGGCAGUUCCACGGCAGCGCCAGCAGCCUGGUGGAAGCGGUCUUGAUCUCGGAAGGACUGAUGCAGUUUGCUCAAGAUCCAAAGUUCAUUGAGGUCACAACCCAGGAGCUCGCAGACGCCUGCGACAUGACGAUAGAAGAGAUGGAAAAUGCAGCAGACAACAUUCUCAAUGGUAACAGCAAGCAGAGCCCCAAUGGCAACCUCUUGCCUUUUGCUAACUGCAGGGACCCAGGGCAGGACAGUGCAGGAGAGGAAGAGGAAGAGGUGCAGAACCCGGAUUGUAGAAUAAGUCAGGAGGAGCUCAAGGACAGCAGGAUUUAUAUCAGCAGCCUGUAGUUGCCAGGGCUGGAAGCGAUGCUGGUUUUUUAUUUGUUUCAAUGUUCCUAAUGGGUUUGUUUCAGAAGUGCCUCACUGUUCUCGUGACCUGGAGUAACCGGAACAGCGUUCUUCAUUCAUUUCUGUUGGGACGAGUCGCAGAGUUGGGUGGUGUAAGAAAGCUUUUCAGGAGAGGAUAUAACCCCAGCACGUGUCCAUGAAGGAAGAGUGAGGAGGAGGAAGAAGAGAAGGAGAGCCAGCUCCCUCUUUUUUUCAAUCCCUGCACAAGGAACGACAACUGCCUCCGGAGCACGAAGGGGAACCUCAGCUUCCUGUGGAUGGCCCUAGCCAAAAGGACCCUGCGCCAAACGGGUGUCUUUCGACUUUGCUUGUAAAAAUCAUUUUGCACAUAUUCUGUAUGAGCCUCACCGUCUCCAUAAAGCCAAGGCCCUUUGAUUCGGAAGGAGAGGAAGACUUCUGCUGUGGAUUCCCACGCCACGAGGGGGAGGAGGAAGCAGGAGAAGCGCAGGGGUGCCCGAGGGGCAAGCAGCAGAGCUGCCCAGCCCUGCCGAGACUCCCAGGCAGCGGUCCCUGCCAACCAAUCCGAGUGCAGGCAGCCACUCCUGCCGACCAAUCAGAGCUCGGGCAGUCACCUGCCAGCCAAUCCGAGCUCAGGCAGCCUCCUGCCAGCCAAUCAGAGCUCAGACAGCCAGCCAUGCCAGCCAAUGGGAGCACUGGCUCUGCGGUGGGGCAGAGCCAACCCGCCUCGCCCAUGCUGAGGUGGUGGUGGGCUCGUGUAGAUCUCUUCUUGUUUUGCAGUUUGAUAUUUCCUUGAAAGCAUGUUGCAGUUUUUAUUUUGACUUUUUUCUUUUUCUUUUUUCUUUUUUUUUUUUUUUUUUUGAGGGAGAAGGGAGUGUUUACAGCGUUUUGUAAUCACCUACCUUUUUUGGUUUGGUUUAUUUUCACCUUUGCAAAUGUUAAAUUGGUUUGAUCAUGUUGUAUUAUUUAAACUGGGGGGGGUGGUUUCUCCAUUGAAAUUUGGUAGAAGUAUAAUGAUAAUAGACGAGUUUUACCAACCAUUAUGUACACCAAGAAUUUGUAAUUUUAUUUACUAGUAACUGAAACCUUUUUUUGUUGUUGUUUUAUAAUUUAAAGAUAGUAGGCAAUGCACUUGAUAUAGUCUUGCACAUUUGAGUGAUUGAUUUGGGUUCUUUUUAGUGCUAAGUAUAUCUGUGAGUGUGGGAGCAAUACGGGGCGAGUGUGCGUGCGCGCGCGUGUGUGUGUGUAAGUGCAUGCAGCUCUCCACAUCCUGGUCUGAGCUGCAGGAGAUCUGUAUCUGGGGCCAUUUGAAUGCAAAAACGAACCACUGUCUCUGCUUUGGAAAAGGGAAUCAGUAACUUUGCAUUUUCUGUUCCACAAGAUAUGCAAAAACAAUGCAAUAAUAUUAAUUUUGAAAAUAAAAUUGUAAGUUGUGUUGGCAUUAAAACUGUAUAGAAAAAAAAUAAAUUGUGGGGGUGGGGGGAAACUAAAAAGAAAAAAAAACCCAGAAGGCGUUACGCUUCGAUAUAUUCCGUGUGAUGUUUUAUUGCAUUGAUAAUGUUUCUGUUGAAGAAACCGUUAUACUUGAAUUCAGGUCAGUUUCAGUAUUUUUCAAAUAUUUUUUUAAAAUGAAUUGCAAUUGUGCCAAGCAAAGAUAAUGAAUCGAAUUAAGUUUGUUUAAAAAAAAAAAGAAAAAAAAAGAAUCACUUCUUGUAUAUUUUGCUGCAUGUCAAGUGAAUCAUUUCGUAUUUGGAAUGUGCCAAGCUUUACCUUUGAACUUUUAAGUGCUUUUCUACGUGUGGUUGGGGAAAGGGGUACUGUUUUGAUUUUUUUUCCUUUUUUAAUUUGUACAAUGAACAAAGUGUACCUGGUGUAAGUAACUAUUCUGCAAUCCACUGACAGGUUGAACGUUACUGAUUUUGCAUAUCUUGUGUUCAUUUUCCUUCUUCCUCACUCCCUUUUAACAUGCACGGUGACUUUAUUGGUAAAGAAUCUUUCUUCCCUAGACUGGGACAUUUUAUUCAGGCUUCAUUUUCUUUUGGUUUUGCACAGUUUCUCUAAAGGUCUUGUCCCACUCAAGAGUGGCAAGACCCCCAAGCUCAUUUGGCAGAUCCAUCCUACAUAUUCAGCUGGCACCAGCAAUUCAAGGAGUGAGGGAAAAAAAUCUGCUUUCAAAAUUAUUUAAUUAGAUAGCUGACCCUGCUCAAUUAUAGCAGGGUGCUGGGAUAAGAAAUGCAAGAAUCAGAAUAAUUAGCAAAGUGCAGUUAUCUAACUCUGGCCUGGACUGAAAGCAGAGGGUAAGUGAGGGAGGGAGCUCUGGAUCUUUAUUAGGAGAAUUGCUGCAGUUUGGUCAAGAUGCAGAUGCUGAGUGACUUUUGGGUGUUCCUAUGCAUAGCAUAGUCUCAGUCCUUUUCCCAGACUUUAGUGGAUGGGUCAGAUUCUAAGCCACAAAACAUCUGACAGCACAGCUUGUCCCAGCCAGAUUUUCUGACUAGUGCGUAUGAAACUGUCUUUUCUCACACUGAUACUCAUCCCUAACCCAUGAGAGAGGCUGAAAAAAACAGGCAUGUAUUGCUAGAUUUUAUGCAACUGAUUUUUGUCCAGACUACUGCUGUUUUUCCUCCCUUCUUAAGAUGGUUCACAAGUUUGCAGAUCAGUGCUGAGUUGGGUGGUGUGAUCUGACUCAGAUCUAAACUUCCAUUCAAAUCCUGAGCUUCUGCAGAUGUCCCAGAACACCAUGUAUUGCAUACUUUGAUUACAUUGUUUUUGUAAUGCUCUUGUUUUUCUUCUUGAUUCUCUGGGGCAUAAAGGAGAAAUAGCAAAGGGUGGUUUUGACAGUACAUUUUUUGAACCAGCCAGUAUCAGCUCAAGAUACCUUCAGAAAAACCCCAAGUACGUUUAAACUAGAGAAAUACAAAUCCAUUUGUACAACCAUCUGUCAUCAAAGUCAUAAUUCAAGACUUCUUUGGAGAAAGUAUCGAGCUGAUGUCAGUCAGUCAGUCUCACCCUUUCCAUCCCUUGUGCCUGUAUCAAGAUGGGCACACAAGUGUGUCUCCCUUUGAGUUUGCUGCUGCUAGGGCUGAUAUGCUCCAAAGGUACUUGAAAGGAAAGAAUGCUGUGCCUGGCAAUGUAAGGGCUCCCUGUCUCAUUUUCUUCCACUAGAAAGUCCAUCUGACUUUCCCAGGGGGAAACAGAAGGUCUUCUCCACUCCUGACAAACAGAACACUUAUCUAAAUUAGCGGUGACAAAGGGCGUUUUGGAUGUUUGGCAGUCCGUGUCAUCCCUGAGGACUUCUCUUGAUGGGAAGGGAAAUGACAGAAAUGAUUAUGCCCCACACAUACCUGGUGAAAGCCGUGACUCCCUCGGGGGUCAGAGCCUACAAUGUCCAGGGGAAACUCUGCUCUGUCCUAGGUCCUGCAGAGUGGAAAAUGUAUGGCUAGCAGAGAAUGCACAUGACUUUUGCAGUUUCAGGGGCAGGUACUCAAUUUAGCAAUUGCUGGUGCCAGCUGUACAAAUUUCUCUUUCUGGGGAGGGCGGCAUUUUUAUUUAUUUGUUUUGCAUUUGAGGUACUUCCAAUGUGCACAUUGUGACAGGUCUGAGCAAAGAGCUACUGCCUGCUUCAAGUGAGGCAGAGUCUGGGGGACAGUGGGAAGGAGGGGGCAGGUUUAGUUCCUGGAGUGUUCUCUGUGUAUGGGAGUGGAUGGUGGGUAUGUACAAUCACUGUGCUGUGGAUGGAAGCUUUGAGGGAACUGAUGGCUGAGGAGUGGCAUGGAAGGAAAGGAAAGAACGGGGAAAAGAAAACAAUCUGCUGUUUGCCUGAGCCUCUCUGACUUGCAAGAGUACACUGCAGACUAAAGACAUUUCUUCUAAAACAACAAACCUCCUCCCUGUAUCACUCCUGCUCAUUAGUCCAGACAGUACUGGGCCAGCCACACCGGGUGCAUUUCUUUUUUUUCUUCCUUAUUUCUGUGUGGCUGACUUGAUGGGAAAGAAAGCGGAACUCAUGAUCCAGAGCUGGAGUUUCGAUAUCCACAAACCUUUUGUGCAUCAUCUGCCUCUUCAGCUGGACAUGUGGACGAUGAUGGUGUAGAUGCUGCUGCUACUGCAGGGGUCCCGCCUGGUUUAUUACCCUGCCCACCACACCCCAGCACAGAGGGACAGCCAGAGAGGCGCCAUGUACAGAAUCGCAUCUCUUUCUGCUUUGUUUUCUGACUCAGAACCCUGCCCCAAUGACUACGACAACAACAACAACAAAGAAAGGGCAAAUGCAUUUUUUACAUUUCUUGAUAAUUUCCAAAGCAAUGUAUCAUUGCUUUCUUUAGACUGACGCCAAUAUAACAGUUGUAUGGGUCUCAGCCAGGCUCCUGUGUCUUUUCUGCCCGAUAGUUUCAGAUUGCUGUAUGGAAUGUAUGCGCGUUUGCACACAGACAUGACCAUACGGGGUGGCGGCACCACAGGCCCGUGGGGUUGCUCACCUGUGUCACAGAUGAAGUUGGAAGCCUUGCUUCGUGCGUGUAGAUGAGAAACCCCGAAUCACUGGUCCAGUGAGCUGAAGUGAAGCAGCCCUGCUGGGACAGAACUGAGUUUCCUAAGAUAUAUGCAUGGUCCUGUUGUGACUGUCCCCAUGGCAGGGGCAGGGUGGGGGAGAGGAACACUGAAUGGGGAAUUUGGACACAACAAAGUUGAUAUAAAAGAAGUAGAAUCCAGUUGGGGUUUCUGGUAGUGGUGAGAUUUUAUCAGUUCUCAUAAUGAAAACUGUAGUGCAUAUAAAGAAAACAUUCCAGGCCAUCAGAAGCCCCAGUUCCCAUCUUGCUAACAUGAGGCUGGAGAGCACUAGAGGCCACAGAGGUUGUAUUGAUGCAAAGAAUGUGGAAAACAGAACUGGGCCCUGAAAAAUUUAAUUAUAUUUUCCCCUCAUUUUUUUUCUUCUUCAAAGAAGUCUAAGAAAUAUAAUUCUCAGUAGCUGCACAGGGUUUCUUUUUUUCUUCUUCUAAAUGCUGCAAAGUUUUUAAAGUUUUAUUUUGGGUGAGCAAGCCCAGGGAUCCAGAAGGUUUCCAGAGAGAUCUCAGUCUGUGGAGCUUUUAUCCCUCUUCCCGCUUUGUUUCUGGACAGCCGAAACCACUACGGCCUUGCUGCUAGAGCACCCUGAGGUGGGGUGGGUGAGGGCAGAAGCACAACAAGAGACAUGCCCUGGACUGAAAACAGAUUGGGCUCCAAUUGCUCUCAGAGAAGUCAGUAGCAUCACACUGGAAUGGAAA
Messenger RNA from Empidonax traillii (willow flycatcher), 12289 nucleotides. It is a transcript of the gene CACNA1C, whose product is annotated as calcium voltage-gated channel subunit alpha1 C. Bases 486 to 7013 code for a protein of 2175 amino acids. Gene Ontology annotation, molecular function: high voltage-gated calcium channel activity. Gene Ontology annotation, biological process: calcium ion import across plasma membrane. Gene Ontology annotation, cellular component: membrane; voltage-gated calcium channel complex. The record is from RefSeq and is a predicted model, not a curated record. NCBI's taxonomy places the organism in Eukaryota, Metazoa, Chordata, Aves, Passeriformes, Tyrannidae. The transcript has 49 exons.